AUGGCACCAAAUACUAGACGUGGCGGAAAUCACAAUAGCAACCCUAAUGGUGAGAACGACCACGGUAAUCGUAACCAAGAACCACAUCAACGAAAUAAUAAUCAGAAUAUGGGUUACCAAAGGGCUGGAUCAAGUCGGCAUCAACCUUACCUGAUGUUACCCGCAGAAUUAGUGACUGCACUAACCGGGGUAGCCCAAACAUUACAAACCCAGACACAAUUAGCACAGAUUCAAACUAUUCAAACCCAGAAUCAUGGACAAAGGGGAACUCAAUCAUAUUAUGAGAAAAUGAAAAGGGUCCAUGUCCCUAUCUUUGAUGGAACUCCUGACCCGAAUUUAGCAGAAAAGUGGUUAGAUGAAAUAGAAAAUAAUUUUGCACUUUUGCAAGUGCCGGAGGAGAUGAAACACCUAAUCAUCAAACCCUUUUUGGUAGGAGAAGCCAAUAAGUGGUGGGCAACUCUGGAACCUACCGUCGCCCCACCAGUAAGUUGGACAAAAUUUAGAGAGGAGUUCCUGAAAUACUUUUUUCCACCGGCUGUACGGAUGCAGAAAAUAUAUCAGUUUGAAAAUUUGAAACAAACUCCAGAAAUUUCUGUGGUGCAGUAUUCGAAUAAAUUCAUGGCAUUAGGAAGGUUUGUCCCAUCAAUAAUGGCAGAUGGGGAGUUGAAAACGUAUAAGUUUAUAAGGGGGUUGUCGAGUAGAAUUCAAACUAAGGUGAACACCUCUUAUACUCGUACGUUUAAUGAUGUGUUGGACGCCAGCGUUAAAGCUGAGGCUGAUUGCAAAAGAUUAGAUGAAGAGGGUAGGAAUAAAAGACCUAAACUAGGGAAUGAACUUGCAGUGGUGAGAGCACUGAAACCUUGCAGACCGUUUCGCUUAAUUAAAAAAAGUCAUGGGCCACCACCGAAGAUAACUGGAGGAAACUCAUUUUCUGUGUGCAAAACUUGUGGAAAGAUGCAUCGGGGAGAAUGCCGGCUUAAGACAACUUUUUCCACGUGUAAAACUUAUGGGAAGAUAUACCGAGGAGAAUGUCGAGUUGGAGCAGGAGCUUGUUUUGAAUGUGGACAGCAGGGGCAUAGGGAUAUGAAUUGUCCAAAUAGGAAGGUAGAAGGAGAUAAGAGUGGUAAUCUCACUGAUAAGAAGCCAAAAGUUAACGCGAGAGUGCAUGCCAUGACCGAUGUUAGGGCGGAGGUGGCAGGCGACGUGGUCACAGAUACUCUUCUAAUUAAUUCCGUGUCUGCAUACGUGCUAUUUGAUUGUGGAGUUAGUCUCUCUUUUACAAAGUACUUGUGCAUGUCUCUUGAAUGGACGAACCACCCCUAUCGAGUGGCUGAUCCAAGAAAUAGAAUCUUAGUGUCUCAUACUAGGUAUCCAAACUGUAGUGUGAAAUUGGAUGAUAGAAGAUUAGAAGUGGAUCUAGUACAAAUAAAUAUGAGUGAUUUUGAUAUUAUCCUACGAAUGGAUUGGUUAACUAGACAUUUUGCACAAAUUGAUUGUAGGAAGAAGAGGGUGUUAUUCAUGAAAUCGAAUGAGAAGGAUUUCUCUUAUCAAGGAAAUGUUGGUGACAGAAAAAUUUAUAAGUUACCUCUUCUAUCUGCCAUGUAA
Messenger RNA from Coffea eugenioides, 1605 nucleotides. RefSeq lists its product as uncharacterized. The coding region runs from base 1 to 1605 and encodes 534 amino acids. The transcript has a single exon. The record is from RefSeq and is a predicted model, not a curated record. Lineage: Eukaryota; Viridiplantae; Streptophyta; Magnoliopsida; Gentianales; Rubiaceae. Gene Ontology annotation, molecular function: zinc ion binding; nucleic acid binding.